UUUGCGAAAUGUUUGCUCGGGAGGAAUAUUUUUGCAAGCCAAACUGAAAAAAUAACAACCUAUUCCAUGGAGUUGGCAAAAGUUAUUUAAAUUGGAAAAGUACUUCAAUCAUCCAAGCUUGAGUUCUAUAGCUUUUAAACUCUUUAAACAUGAUCUGUUCUAACUUACAAGUAACCCUUGGUUUAUAACCUGAUUAAAUUGCAUUCAAUUAUGCGUGAAGUUAAUGAAAACCCGUCUGAGACUGACGCAUCCAAAUGCAACGAGUGCUACUGAGAAAAAGCUGUAAUAACCUCUAUAAACCCGUUCAGUCAAGCGAUUGACCAUCAGUUCUCUGGAAAACUCAAUGAAAGAUGUGGGACAACGUCAAAGUUCUAUAUAUUAUAUUUGGAUUACUUCUAAUACACCUAACCGCAUCUCAGGGACAAGAGGAAUGCGGAAGACUGCGGGAGAGCCAGCUGUACGAUCGUAAUGAGAUCACCUCGGCGGAUGAGUACACCUGGAUAGGCCGCGUGGGCUACGAGAACUCGGAUAAUGGAGCCAUUGAAUUCCACUGUCUUUCGGUGCUGAUCCACCAGAGAUUUGCCAUUCUUCCCGCCCACUGUGUGCUGAAUAUACCAAAGGCCGAUGCCACAUUCAUCCUUUUUGGAGACUGGCAGGCCCAGCAGAACUUUACGGAUGGGGAUUGCCGCAAGGUUAAGGGCUUCGUCCAGUGCACCACGCCCCCGCAGAGGGUGGACAUUGAGGAGCUGGUGGUGCACCCGCAGUAUAAAUCAGCCGGAACUUUGGAUGGCCUCAACUUCAACAUCGCCCUGGCCAAGCUGGAGAGGAUCGUGGACUUCACGGACUUCGUACAGCCCAUUUGCUUGCCACCCACUGGCGAGGAUAGGGACAAGCACAUAGGUCUGAGGUUGGAGUGGGCGGGGUUCGAUAAGCCUCGAGAUGUGGAGGACUUGGAGCUGGAGAACAUAGAGGAUGAGUGGCGUGUGAAGACGCAGCUCCAAGUAGCCAGCCUGCAGUUCUGCAACUCCAAAAUCUGGAACCGUCGCCCGCUCUUCGAGAAUCACCUGUGCUCGGCGGGAGACAAGAAGAGCGAUCUUCUUUGGGGAUCGCCUCUGAUGGCCUUCGAAGUGCUCGAUGGAAAGCCAAGGAACUUCUACUUGGUAGGGAUACAAAUCAGUUCCAUUUCGGCGCCUGGAGAGGAUCUGGACUCUUUCUUGUUUAUGCGCAUCCUGCCAUUCAGGAGUUGGAUUCAGAAGAAUAUUAAAUAUAACUAGGAAAAACACUCAAUUAAUGGGUGAAUUUUAGUUUUGAUCCUUUUAGAGACGUCUUUAGUUAAAGCUAAUAUGUGAAUCUUUGAAUCAUAAGAAUUCACUGAGUAUUUUUACUGAAAUAUAAUUUUUA
Messenger RNA from Drosophila biarmipes, 1401 nucleotides. RefSeq names its product phenoloxidase-activating factor 1. The coding region runs from base 351 to 1274 and encodes 307 amino acids. Lineage: Eukaryota; Metazoa; Arthropoda; Insecta; Diptera; Drosophilidae. The record is from RefSeq and is a predicted model, not a curated record. Gene Ontology annotation, biological process: proteolysis. Gene Ontology annotation, molecular function: serine-type endopeptidase activity. The transcript is spliced from 2 exons.